AUGUCAGUUGUUAUAUUCACCGCUAAUACUGUUUUCGCUCAAGAAUUCGUCGCGAGGAAACUAGGUGAGUUCCUCACCAAAAACUCCAAUCUAACAGUUGUUUUCGAACAUGCAAUCGUACCUGGUUGGUCAGAUGGGAAAAUCAGUUUUCGGAAAUGUUUUGUAAGUAGACGUCCCAAGAAGAUUAGAAAAUUCGUGAAAGGGUCACAAGCUGAAGCUUAUCAAGAAAGUUUGAAGAAGAAUGAACCAAUUGAUGAACAGCAAAUGGAUAUGUUUGAAGAAGAUGCCGAUGAUGGAAAUUAUACUCAAUUUGAUUUAACUAUGGAAGAAGUCAAUGUCACAUUAUCUUUCAGUAAAUGGGUAAAUGGAACUGGGAUUAUUGAAACUAUGGAAAUUAAAGGUAUGAGAGGAGUUGUGGAUAGAACCCAUGUCUAUUGGGAACCAGAUGAUGAUGCCACGAAUUAUAAGAAUAUUUAUCAACCUGGAGAUUUCGAAUUUGACGAUUUUAAAAUGGAAGAUGUAUUAUUUACAUUAAUGCAACCAAAUGGAUUCAGAGUAUUUGAUGUUGCGAUUUAUAAUUGUGAAUUAUCAAAACUUAGGAAGCAUUGGUUAUUUUAUGAUUUUUUGAAUGCAAAUAUAAUGAGCGGAUCAUAUGAUGAUUCAUUAUUUACAAUUCAUAAGAAACAAAGAUUAACUGACUUUAAUGACGAUGGAGCCACAAAUCAAUGGAAACGAGUAACACGAAUGAGAGUUGAUGCAUUAAAUAUCGAUCAUUUGAAUACUGGUUUGGAAGGCCCUUUCGGUUGGAUCUCUAGUGGAAGAGUAGAUAUGAUUGGUGAUGUUAUGGUUCCUCAAGAAACUAAUGAAUUAAGUGUAAAAGAAAUUGUAUCAAUUAUAGCUGAAUCUAUAAAGAAAGAAGCAACAAGAUAUAAAAAUCCAGAUGUAAGAAACCCAAAGCACCCUGAUAUGCAUACUAGAUUAACUCUGGAUGAUUAUACUGAUAUUCUGAGAUAUUUUGUAUUAGACUUGACCAUAAGGUUACAUAAUGUCAGAGCAUCUGUUCCAUUCCAAGCACCUGAACUUUCAUAUAUCAAUUAUGCACUUAUUCGACCAAUUGUGGCAUAUAUAAAUUCCAAGAAUACAUUUAUAGAAAUUCAUAAUCGGGUAGUUAAGAAUCUUCAUGAUUUUAGUGGAUCUUGGACCAUUUAUGAUUCAUUAUUGAUGGAUGAUAUUUCUGAAGAAGUAUAUGAUAACUUUGUUGAUUAUGUUGCCAACGAAGAAGCGAGAUUAGUAAGAAUGAGAAAGGUGGCAUUCUGGUCACUUCAAUUAUCGGUUCAAUUUAUUGUAUUUGGGUUAGGUACUGUAGCGUAG
Molecule: messenger RNA, 1371 nt
Organism: Hemisphaericaspora subhashii
Lineage: Eukaryota; Fungi; Ascomycota; Pichiomycetes; Serinales; Debaryomycetaceae
Exons: 1
Coding region: 1-1371 (456 amino acids)
Biological process (GO): mitochondrion inheritance
Cellular component (GO): mitochondrial inner membrane
Source: RefSeq, a predicted model, not a curated record